AUGGAUGAGGACAACCAAACUGUUGUUACAGAAUUCAUUCUAUUAGGACUAUCCCAGAAUCGAAUGACUCAGAUUGUGCUGUUUGUUUUGUUUUUAUUGAUGUACACAUUGACUAUUGGUGGAAAUAUUUUUUUGCUAUGUAUUGUUCUAGCCAGCCCUCGUAUGCACACGCCCAUGUACUUUUUUCUCUGUCAUUUAUCUUUUCUGGAUUUAUUCUACUCCUCAAGCACAGUUCCAAAAAUGUUAGUGGACAUGAUUUCCAUAGGAGGAGGGCGUAUAUCAUACAUUGGAUGUACCUUGCAAAUGAAUUUCAGCCUUUUUCUAGGGGAAACGGAAUGUAUCCUGCUUGCCGUAAUGGCGUAUGAUCGCUACAUUGCAAUAUGCUUCCCUUUGCGUUACAUGGUCAUUAUGAGCUGGCGAAGGUGUAAAAAUAUUGCAGUUAUUGUCUGGUUGGGAUGUUUGAGUUGUUCAAUGUUUCCUAUGAUUUCCAGCCAACACGCAAUCUGCAAAGGAAAUAUAAUAAACCAUUUUAUUUGUGAGGUUCUAGCUCUUCUUCAACUGGUUUGUGGAGACACUUCCUACGAUGAAGCAAAAAUAGUAUUGGGAAGUUUAUUCACACUAUUAACUCCUUUUGCCUUUAUUAUAGUAUCGUAUAUGUGUAUUAUCAGAUCACUGUUAAAAAUUAAUUCUGUGGCUGGAAGGACAAAGGCUUUUUCGACAUGUAGUUCACAUCUGACUGUUGUAAUGCUAUUUUAUGGGACCAGUAUGACCUUGUACCUAGGAAAGGCAAGAAAUAUUCCAGAAAAACACAAGAUUGUUUCGGUGUUUUAUGUGAUUGUUACACCCAUGCUAAACCCUAUGAUUUACAGCUUAAGAAACAGUGAAGUUAAAAGAGCUUUAAGGAAAAUAUAA
Messenger RNA from Pelobates fuscus (common spadefoot toad), 912 nucleotides. RefSeq names its product olfactory receptor 2A7-like. The transcript has a single exon. Gene Ontology annotation, molecular function: G protein-coupled receptor activity; olfactory receptor activity. The coding region runs from base 1 to 912 and encodes 303 amino acids. Gene Ontology annotation, biological process: G protein-coupled receptor signaling pathway; detection of chemical stimulus involved in sensory perception of smell. NCBI's taxonomy places the organism in Eukaryota, Metazoa, Chordata, Amphibia, Anura, Pelobatidae. Gene Ontology annotation, cellular component: plasma membrane. The record is from RefSeq and is a predicted model, not a curated record.